GCCGCACUGCAGUCCAUUGCGGAGAAAACUGGGCAGGUGCAGGCGAAGCUGAACGCGAUGUUGGCAGCUUCCAAGGUGCAGCGCGGCCGCAUCGAGUCCGCAGCGAAGCUGCGUGAGGUGAAGGCCAAGGCUGACCUCGUGGAGCAGCUCUUGGAGAAGGUGAGCGAGACGGAGCUCCCCUUCCUGAAAGGGCUGGAGAUCCUUCCCCCGGACGAGGUGGCGGAAACGGUGGGUGCCGCUGAACAGGCGGCCGAGGAGUUGGAGGCAGCCAUCGUCGAAGCUCGCAAGAUCCAUGCAUCUGCGGCCCUGGAGAUGAAGACCAGCCUUUCGGGAGACGCGCUCAAGAAGUUCACUCAGGACGUGACGCAGCAGUCUGCCCGCGUGAACGCUGCCGCAGCGCAGCUUCUUCAGUUCCGCAAGGCGAACUCUGCGCGCCGGAAAGCGGCGCAGCGGCAGGAAGCAGAAGGCAAGGUCGUGGAGCUUGAGAAGGUCGUGGCGGAGUUGGCAGAGGAGGCGAAGAGCCUUUCGGAAGGCAACCUCCCUGAGGAGGAGCUGGCAGUGCGAUCCGGCAAAGCCAGCGAAAAGGUGUCAUUGGCUCAGCAAUCCGUGGUGGAAGCCCGGGGCCAACUCGUCCGCUGCCAGCGCGAGGGCGGGGAGGACUUUGUGCAGAAGCUGCGCGAGCUACAGGCCAAGAUUUCUCAUGCCAACGUCGCGCUGGCCAAAGCCGGCAAGACCAUUGCUGAGGUCGAGCUAAAGUUCACUGCUGGCAGGACGAAGGUGGAGGCUGUCCGGGUCCUGGCGGAGAUGGAGGAGCAGGUCCAGCGUGCCCAAGCAGCCUGCAAGGCUCUUUUGGAGGACGAAGCGUCGGCUGUCUUGGUGGACCAUUACCAGCAGAACAUAGCCGCAGCUCUCUGGACACAGAUCGCGGAGAAGGGCACCACGCCCCAGAGACUCUUCGCGGACGCGGGCGCCAAGGGCGGCCGCCUCGACGCAGGGUCCCUGAAGAGCUUUCUGGAGGCCCAGCCGGUCCCCACGACGAAGGAGCGACGUGCGGCGCUAGUUGCCCGUUGCGCGCCGGAGGGCUCCCUGGAUCUCUCUGCCUUCAAGAAGCUUCUUCGGAGGCACUUCGCGGUGGCGCAGGUGGCGCCUCUCCGAGCGGGCGCCCAGACUGUUGAGGCGCUCCAGGGCGACGUCUUCGAAGCCUACACCGCCGUCGACGGAUCUGCAGAGGUGGAGGGCUGCCUCUGGCCCUCUGGCACCAAAGGCAUCCUGUUGCCCCAGGGACCACAGUGCCUGCGGCCACUCUCUGCCUUAGAUGCCUUCUGCAUGCUUGCAGAGAGGGUGGUGCAGGACAAUCCCGGACUAGAUCCGCAAGUGCUCAAGCUUUAG
Messenger RNA from Symbiodinium natans, 1389 nucleotides. Lineage: Eukaryota; Dinophyceae; Suessiales; Symbiodiniaceae. The record is from the annotation of a GenBank genome assembly.